AUGGAAAUAGAAGAAGAGUAUUGCAAUACUGAACUUUGUCUUGGAAUUGGGAGGGAGCCCACCUCGAAGAGAAACUCGGAGCAAAUUUCUUCACUCCAAAUUAAUUUCAAAGAAGUAGAUCAAAAAGAGAGAAAACCGUCAAUCAAAGGAGGAGGAGGAGAAGAAAACAAGCCCGUAUCAAUUCGGAAAAAGCUUAGGUUGAGCACAGAGCAAUCUGAAUUUCUUGAAAACGCAUACAGAGCCCAUGCUACUCUCACUCAGGAUGAGAAGUUAGAACUAGCAGAGGAGCUCAAUUUGAGCCCACGUCAAGUGGAAGUUUGGUUUCAAAAUAGAAGAUCGAGGACUAAGUUUAAGCAGAUGAAGAUGGAGCGCGAGUAUCUGAAAAAAUUAUGUGAGAGCCUUACUGAAGAGAAUCAGAGGCUAAAGAGAGAGAUGCUGGAAUUACUGAUGUUAGUGAAGUGUUGGCAAAAAAAUACGCAAGAGGAGUAA
Molecule: messenger RNA, 489 nt
Organism: Asparagus officinalis (garden asparagus)
Lineage: Eukaryota; Viridiplantae; Streptophyta; Magnoliopsida; Asparagales; Asparagaceae
Product: homeobox-leucine zipper protein HOX11-like
Exons: 3
Coding region: 1-489 (162 amino acids)
Biological process (GO): regulation of DNA-templated transcription
Molecular function (GO): DNA-binding transcription factor activity, RNA polymerase II-specific; sequence-specific DNA binding
Source: RefSeq, a predicted model, not a curated record